Molecule: messenger RNA, 4587 nt
Organism: Apodemus sylvaticus (European woodmouse)
Lineage: Eukaryota; Metazoa; Chordata; Mammalia; Rodentia; Muridae
Gene: Tspyl4
Product: TSPY like 4
Exons: 1
Coding region: 828-2063 (411 amino acids)
Biological process (GO): nucleosome assembly
Cellular component (GO): nucleus; chromatin
Molecular function (GO): chromatin binding; histone binding
Source: RefSeq, a predicted model, not a curated record
CCUUCACAAAGGCAAAUUGAAGAAGAACCUAAGAUCAUAGCCCAAGGCAAGGGAGAAUUAAUGUGCAUCGUUUUAGAAAUCCAAAUCCUUCAGUAAUUCUCACGGGCUAACUGUAUAUAUGACAUGCGUUGUGGAACACCUGUAAAUAAGGAGCAGUUUAUUAUUUAUUAAAAAAUGAAGAAAUAUCCAAUUGCUUUGUAGAUGUCGGCCAGUGUAUGCAAACCUCAAAAUCUCUGCAGAAAUAGAAAUUCAGAAAUAGAAAUUAAUCUUUGGAAUGUCUUGUUUGCUUGAAAAUAAAAAGAGCGAUGACACUUUUUUUUUUUCCAAAAUCGGAUUCUGCGCAAUUCCUCAGUAGCCGCCAUGAAUCUGUGUCGGCAAGAAGGGAGGCCUGUGAGCUGUUGAAUUCGCUUCUCUAUUCUGGGAAGCUAGAUGAAAUCUGACUUUAUUAGACAAUAGGUUCUGCUUUAAAUUUUAUUUCGAGGCGUGGUUUAGAUACUGUCGAAAUUAAUUUACAGACUUACGAGUAGACGUAAAAUAUAAUUCGACAUCCAUUUAUGUAAAUACUCAAUUUCCCAGAUGAGAUUAAGUUUACAGCAUCAUUUAAAAAGACAAAAAGAACACACUUGAUUGACAAACGAAAUUACCUGGAUUGCGAGUUCUCGCGCUAGGGUUAGCUGCAGCUGGUACCCUGACGUCACAGGUUGCCAUGGUAGCACCAGCCCGAAGGAAGAGGGGUGGAGCUAAGCACUCACUGCGGUGCUGCGCUGCGCUGAGCUGCGUCUGCAGAGGACAAGGAAAGCUCCUCUGCAGGGCUGUCAGCUGCCAAAAUGAACGACGUGGAAGGGGACAACGAGCUACCUCUCGCUAACACCACGACCCCCGCCCAUGCCUCCGAAGACCUGGAUCUGAAGCAGGACCAGGGCCUUCACGAGGAAAGCGACACGGCGCGGGAGAUGGAGGCUGCAGGUGAGGCCGGUGCGGAGGGAAGCGCGCCCCCGGAUUCCGAGCACUGCGACCCCGAGCUCUGCCUCCGAGUGGCUGAGAAUAGCUGUGCUGCGGCUGCGGUAGCUGCAGCGGGAGAGGGGCUGGAGGAUGCUCCGACUCCAUCAAAGGGCGGGGACGCGCCCUCAGCCCCUGUGGCCACCGCCGCCAGCAGUAAAAAUGGCUGUCAGCUUGAAGGGCCGCGCAGCCCUGCUAAGCCAAAAGUUCCGGGAGCCUGUGGUGCGAUGGGCCUGGCGGCUCAGAUGCUGCCGGGGCUGAAGAAGACCAGAGAAAUGACGACUACCAAGUGCGCCAUCUCUGUGGCCAUGGGCAAGGAGGGAGAAGCAGGAGCAGCGAUGCCGGAAAAGAAAGGGAUACCGAAGGAAAAAAAGGUAGCAGGAGCAGGGAGAGAGGAGACUCGUCCCAGAGCCCCGAAAAUCAAUUGCAUGGACUCGCUGGAGGCCAUCGAUCAAGAGCUGUCAAACGUAAAUGCUCAGGCCGACCGGGCCUUCCUCCAGCUGGAACGCAAAUUUGGGCGGAUGAGGAGGCUCCACAUGCAGCGCAGAAGUUUCAUCAUCCAAAACAUCCCAGGUUUCUGGGUCACGGCUUUUCGGAACCACCCCCAGCUGUCACCAAUGAUCAGUGGCCAAGAUGAAGACAUGAUGAGGUACAUGAUCAAUUUAGAGGUGGAGGAACUUAAGCAUCCAAGAGUAGGCUGCAAAUUUAAGUUCAUCUUCCAAAGCAACCCCUAUUUUCGAAAUGAGGGGCUGGUCAAAGAAUAUGAGCGCAGAUCCUCAGGUCGAGUGGUGUCGCUCUCUACGCCAAUCCGCUGGCACAGGGGCCAGGAACCCCAGGCCCAUAUCCACAGGAAUAGAGAGGGGAACACGAUUCCCAGUUUCUUCAACUGGUUCUCAGACCACAGCCUCCUAGAAUUCGACAGAAUAGCCGAAAUUAUCAAAGGCGAGCUGUGGUCCAAUCCCCUACAAUACUAUCUGAUGGGCGAUGGGCCACGAAGAGGAGUUCGAGCCCCACCAAGGCAGCCGGUGGAGAGUCCCAGGUCCUUCAGGUUCCAGUCUGGCUAAGCUCCACCCUCGUGAGAAGCUCUUGCAGAAGAGUCCUUACCACCUCCUCAGCUUGGCCAGCUGCAUGCCGCCUGCUUUCCUCUUCCUGUUGGAUUUGUGUCCUUUGGUUCUUCUAAGUCUUCAGUAUAGUCUCAAGAUUGUGUCUUUCAAGUCUUUGCUCUUCUUUCUCUGGGCCAUCACGGUGUUCUGCAGAGUGUUAAUGGUGUUCCAGGUGCAUGGCCUUCGAACCGCUUCUACGCCAAGCUCACAUGCUGUAGUUUGUACUGCCUUCCUUUGCAUGGCUUGGUUCCUGUCUGUGACAUGAUCUUCUUUCAGUUUUUUUUUUUUUAAGUGGUUCUCUACCACAAGGAAGCUUGACACAUCCUUACCAAGAACUUGUCAGGUUUCCUACUUUCUGCUGUGUUCCCGAUAUCUUUGUACUGUGAAGAACUGUGAGGUUCGCUACUGCAAGAUAGAACUGUAUCCCAGCCCAGCCGUUAGCCGGACAGGACAUUCCAGGCUAUUGCCAACUACCCCUAGCUGUCUUCCUGGACCUCCGCCAUUUACCCUGCCUGUUAUCCGUAUAACAAGCAGGUGGCUGGUGGGUGACUACUAGGUAUGAGCGAAGUGACAGGUGAGGAGUGUUUUCUGUCACCACGUUGCUCUUGUACCUUUGGUUGCUGUGCGUCGUGACUGGUGAGUAUGGAAGCCUGUGCAAUUGCCCACCAGUUCUCUCCUGGUCGCGCUUUGCACAGGCCCAAGCGGUUCCUCGGGAACUAAAGACCGAAGUUCCUAGGGAGCACAUAGAGCCCUGCUGUACCAGUUCCCAUGGCUCAGUUAGUUGCUGGGCAGGAUCUGUAGUCACAUGUGGCCGUGCCCAAAGCCAAGCUGAAGUGACUCCCUUCCAGCAGUUAGUUCUUCUGAGCCCUAACCAUCGAAUUAUUCCCAAUCCAGGCAACUUUGAUAGAUAACUCCUCUUCUUCCUGUGUUCACACCCACUCUCGGUAAAUCAAAGUUGCCCGGGUUGGGGCAGUUAGAAAAUGGUUGUGGCUCACAGGGCUUGCUAUACCUUUCCCUCUUUCUCCCCGGCUUCUUUCUCUUUGAAGCAGUUACAGCCCAGAGACAGAAAAACAAAACACACAGCAGGCUUUUUGUUUGCUCUCCCCUUGGUUGUGUGCAGGCUGGGAAAGGUACUGUAAAGUAGACUCCAAAUCUCUCACUGCCUGGACUGCUCUGCCCUUCUCAUAGCAACGUCUGAAAAUUUCAAGGGAGACCACCUCCACUGUUCCCUCCACGCUGCCAGAUGCUGUGUGUUUCUUAAGCUCUAGUUUGAGAAUCUGGGAGGAGAGAAAGAAGAGUCUCGAUGACAGACCCUCCUGCGCCUGCCCUGAGCAGUCUGUGGAGGAAUGUACCUAUCCCAACCCUUCUAAAGGACUGCAGUUCUUUUGUGGGCCUCUCAGAAAUGACCGGAGAGCAACAUCUUUGUUUUUUUGCCUGUCAGCUUCUGAAUUUUCUUCCUUGUUUCCAUCCUAACAAAGGAGGACGCAGGCUGUAGAGUGCAUUGUGGGCGGGAGACCCCAAUGCCUCUUCUCUGGGAUGUGGGGAUGGGAGGGGUCUGGAUUUGCAGGACCUGCUCCAGUGACUGCACCAGUGCUGGUGUGGUUCUUGCCAGGCUGUAGCCCUCAGCCAUUCCCUUAAGCUUCUCCAGAGCUCAGGGGGUCUGGAGACCUUCAGUGGAGGCUGGGAGUUUUAAGAGGAGGACUAGAGGGAAGAGCCUGUUGCAGAGUGAGUUCUUCUAGGUCUGCUGUGAUUGAUUGACAUAUGGAAGAAGCAAGGUUGGGUGCAGGGGUCCCUGAGGCACAUUCCAGUGCAAGGAGGGGGUGGUGGUGGUGAUCAAAUGGGUUGGGAUUUUAAAAGGGAUGCCUGGAGGAGUUUCCUAUAGUUUGUCCUAAUUUUCAACUCCACCAGUAGAUGUUAGUAAACAGAUGUUCGUCUGGGUGAGCCUUGUCUGUGGGAGAUCAAUGGUAUGUGCUCCUUAUUCCCUGUGCUUUUGCUCUAUUUUCCCUGUCAGCUCACUGGCAGGAUUGAUGUUUACAAGCCUGCCUUUUACUUAUCCUUGAGAACAAGUGCAAGCAUUUGAACUCCUGUCAUUUGCAGUCUGAAGACUUCCUGUGACUAUUCAUCACUAGGUGAACUUGCUCUGGUGUCUCUUCAUAUAUCUAGCUGUAGUCUUAGAAGUACAAUCCGCACAAUGUGAUCUCUGAAGUCUGAAGAUGUUUUUUGAAAACUGUUGCUCUGUCUUGUAAAAGUGGUUUCAAAAAGACAAAUGUAACUCGUCUUAUACUGAUAUUUCUUGCUGUAGUAACUAAUACUUGGCAUUCUGUUCUUAACCAGUGUGAGGACUAGAACUGCUAUCAACUUAAUAAGGAUCUUAGUCUUUCUGUCUUUCUCCUGUGUGCUCGAAGGAAAGAUAUGUUACUGUUAUGUUUCCCGUCUGCACCAAAAAUAAAUAAAUAAAUAAAUAAAGGUGAAUAAAAAGUUCUAU